Messenger RNA from Coregonus sp. 'balchen', 42359 nucleotides. NCBI's taxonomy places the organism in Eukaryota, Metazoa, Chordata, Actinopteri, Salmoniformes, Salmonidae. The record is from the annotation of a GenBank genome assembly.
UGUCAGGCCAGUUUCCGGGCCCGCCAUGAUGUUCAGAAGACAACGAGGAGCAACGGAAAGACCGUCGAAAUGGAUUUUAUGGAUUUAAACACCGAAAAUUAUAGUUUGGAAGGAGAUAAUUACCGUCGUUUUGGAAAAGAGCUUAAGCUAACUGGUUAUUAAAGUGGUUAAUUCCAGUGGCCAUUUGCUAACCAGUUAGCUCGCUACCCAAGUACUGUAAGCUAACGUUAGCUGCGGCUAUUGUUUUUGUUUUGAGUGGUAGGUACACAGACCCAAGGCCGCAGAUUUCCUUGUUUCAUAAUUUCAUCGUAGGUCAUACAAGGAUGAACAUCCUUACUGUGUGGACUGCAACUCCGAAAAGGAUCGUUUGAGGACUUAUUUUUGGUCGUUUUGAUUUCAGUUUCCGGACCCGAUAGAAGAUUUUGGACGGCGCCGUUUACGGGCGGAAGAGCGAAGCUUGCGGCCUCCCAUGGACUCCUAACCGCGAACUCGGGUGCCUCGCUGGCUCUCUGUGCCUCGCUGCUUUCAGCAGCUACAAGGCCCGGUUUUCGCGAGAGAGACUCCACCGACUGUAUUAACCGUGAAAACCGUAAUGGACACCUUCUGGAACUGUACUUUUCUUGUGGUUUUACCGGACUCUUAACGAACUGACCGGGUUAUAGACGCUUUUGUCCCAGCCUUUCACUACUAGUAGCUUGGGUGUCUUUGUGACGUAUACAGCUACAAGGACUAUCUGUGAAUACUUCCUCGUAGUUCAUUGACUGUUUUCCCUUCGAUAUUAUCAACUUGUGAAAUAGAUGGUUGACUCUGACCGUCAGAUCUUAGACUAAAACUGAUAGCUUUCCCUUCAGUCUCAAGAGUAUAUCUAGUACUGGUUAUUGUUAUUCUUAACUAACUUGUUUGUUCCCCCCCCCCUGUCUUGAGUUUGAUUUAAGUGAUAGUUGUGAGAAUGUCGUGUGUUCAUUAUAAGUUCUCGUCCAAACUGGACUACAACACCGUGACCUUCGACGGGCUGCACAUCACCCUGGCCGAGCUCAAACGGCAGAUCAUGGGCAGAGAGCGCCUCAAAGCCACCGACUGUGACCUACAGAUCACCAACGCACAGACCCGUGAAGGUAAGAACUAGGGCCAAGCGCGCCCCCCUCCGGCAGUCUGAAGUAGGACAGGUUGUGUUCUACAAUGAGCUGAUGCCCGUGUUUAGUCAGUGAUGCCUUUGUCAGGAUUCUCAAUGAUUCUAUGCAGUUCUAUGGUGUGUACUUGGCGAUAUGGCCAACAUAUCAUAACACGGUAUUUCAUUUUUCUUGGAUUGUAUUACUGUAUUUUAUGUUUUUUUAAUAAUAUACAUUUGCUUUCUGAGUUUGUGACCCUAGGGUGGUCUUUCUCCCUUCUGAUUUGUUUUUAUACUGUUCAAUUCAACUUCAACCAAAAAUAAUUUUCAGCAUUUUCAUAAAUGUCUGUAUUUCCUGCACUAAUUUGAGAUCAUUUCCACACUGCCAUGUAGGCCCGCACGAUGUGGGCAAACAACCUAGGCAUUAUUUUUAACAAAAUGUUGCAAUUGCAAUUUGACUUGCGAUUUAGAGCAAAAACACUUGGAUGAACUGUUGGAAUCAAGGAAAUAGAAUGUUUAUUCAAAUUCUAUAGAUAAUAGUGGGCACUUUGAAUACAGUGUUUGACAUGACAACGAAAUGAAAAUGCCAGGGAGGAGUUGUGACAGGGUAGGAACCAAAGUGUUGAUAAGUGUUUCUAGGGGACCCUAUAAUCUUUGGCUACAUUUUUAAUGUUUUUCUCUUAGAUACUUAAUGUAGCUAACAUAUUCUUGCUUUGCGUAUUCCUCUUUGAUUUAGAAGACACUGUUGUACAAACAACAUGCUGAUUUAGCUCUACACCCUCACUGGUAUUAUGAGGCUGUAUAACUAAUUACGUUUGCUAUGACUCAGUACAUUUAUUAGCCAGCUAACACGCGAUUAGCAUUAGCGGCUAACAACAUUUGGGCCCGUACUUGCUAAGAGAAGCUAGCUGUUUUCAGAUGUAAGAAACACUUAACUAAUAGUGUAAUUAUAGAACGCCAGUGGAUUUAUAUUAAAGUAGCAAAGUGGAAACGGCAUUUGUUGUCAUCAAUAAUAAUAAUAAUAAUAUGCCAUUUAGCAGACACUUUUAUCCAAAGCGACUUACAGUCAUGCGUGCAUACAUUAUUUGUGUAUGGGUGGUCCCGGGGAUCGAACCCACUACCUUGGCGUUACAAGCGCCGUGCUCUACCAGCUGAGCUACAGAGGACAUCAACAUUGUUGCAUGUGCUGCAUUGAUCAUGCUGACUGAACGCAAGUGUCUCGUGGUCGAGGAACAGGAAACAUUUUUUUUAUAUAUGUAUAAUCUCUAUGAACUCAUAGGGAGGAAAGAGACGUUGAGUCCAUUCUUUUUUAAGAGUUUAGCCUGGGUGACUUUACAUUGUGAAGAAAGAUCUGAAUGUAAGUGUUUUUUGUUUUGAUGAGGUCCACAUCCCCAAACACUAUGUAUUACUAAUUAUAUAUUAUAUUCCUUAUGGUUCUAUAGAGUACAGUACUGAUUAUAUAUAUACUGGGUACCUUGUGGUUCUAUAGAGUACAGUACUGCUUAUAUGUACUGGGUAUCUUGUGGUUCUAUAGAGUACAGUACUGAUUAUAUAUACUGGGUACCUUGUGGUUCUAUAGAGUACAUUAAUGAUGAUAUGCUGUGUACCUUGUGGUUCUAUAGAGUACAGUACUGAUUAUAUGUACUGGGUAUCUUGUGGUUCUAUCGAGUACAGUACUGAUUAUAUAUACUGGGUACCUUGUGGUUCUAUAGAGUACAUUAAUGAUGAUAUGCUGUGUACCUUGUGGUUCUAUAGAGUACAGUACUGAUUAUAUAUACUGGGUACCUUGUGGUUCUAUAGAGUACAGUACUGAUUAUAUAUACUGGGUACCUUGUGGUUCUAUAGAGUACAGUACUGAUUAUAUAUACUGGGUACCUUGUGGUUCUAUAGAGUACAGUACUGAUUAUAUAUACUGGGUACCUUGUGGUUCUAUAGAGUACAGUACUGAUAAUAUAUACUGGGUACCUUGUGGUUCUAUAGAGUACAGUACUGAUGAUAUAUACUGGGUACCUUGUGGUUCUAUAGAGUACAGUACUGCUUAUAUAUACUGGGUACCUUGUGGUUCUAUAGAGUACAGUACUGAUUAUAUAUUCUGGGUACCUUGUGGUUCUAUAGAGUACAGUACUGAUUAUAUAUACUGUGUACCUUGUGGUUCUAUAGAGUACAGUACUGAUUAUAUAUACUGGGUACCUUGUGGUUCUAUAGAGUACAGUACUGAUUAUAUAUAUACUGGGUACCUUGUGGUUCUAUAGAGUACAGUACUGAUGAUAUAUACUGGGUACCUUGUGGUUCUAUAGAGUACAGUACUGCUUAUAUAUACUGGGUACCUUGUGGUUCUAUAGAGUACAGUACUGAUUAUAUAUUCUGGGUACCUUGUGGUUCUAUAGAGUACAGUACUGAUUAUAUAUACUGUGUACCUUGUGGUUCUAUAGAGUACAGUACUGAUUAUAUAUACUGGGUACCUUGUGGUUCUAUAGAGUACAUUAAUGAUGAUAUGCUGUGUACCUUGUGGUUCUAUAGAGUACAGUACUGAUGAUAUAUGCUGGGUACCUUGUGGUUCUAUAGAGUACAGGAGUGAUUAUAUAUACUGGGUACCUUGUGGUUCUAUAGAGUACAGUACUGAUUAUAUAUACUGGGUACCUUGUGGUUCUAUAGAGUACAGUACUGAUUAUAUAUACUGGGUACCUUGUGGUUCUAUAGAGUACAUUAAUGAUGAUAUGCUGUGUACCUUUUGGUCCUUUAGAGUACAGUACUGAUUCUAUAUACUGGGUACCUUGUGGUUCUAUAGAGUACAGUACUGAUUCUAUAUACUGGGUACCUUGUGGUUCUAUAGAGUACAUUAAUGAUGAUAUAUACUGGGUACCUUGUGGUUCUAUAGAGUACAUUAAUGAUGAUAUGCUGUGUACCUUUUGGUCCUUUAGAGUACAGUACUGAUGAUAUAUACUGGGUACCUUGUGGUUCUAUAGAGUACAGUACUGAUUCUAUAUACUGGGUACCUUGUGGUUCUAUAGAGUACAGUACUGCUGAUAUAUACUGGGUACCUUGUGGUUCUAUAGAGUACAUUAAUGAUGAUAUGCUGUGUACCUUGUGGUUCUAUAGAGUACAGUACUGAUUAUAUAUACUGGGUACCUUGUGGUUAUAUAGAGUACAGUACUGAUUAUAUAUACAUGGUACCUUGUGGUUCUAUAGAGUACAGUACUGAUUAUAUAUACUGGGUACCUUGUGGUUCUAUAGAGUACAGUACUGAUUAUAUAUAUAUAUAUACUGGGUACCUUGUGGUUCUAUAGAGUACAGUACUGAUUAUAUAUACUGGGCACCUUGUGGUUCUAUAGAGUACAGUACUGAUUAUAUAUACUGGCUACCUUGUGGUUCUAUAGAGUACAGUACUGAUUAUAUAUACUGUGUACCUUGUGGUUCUAUAGAGUACAGUACUGAUUAUAUAUACUGGGUACCUUGUGGUUCUAUAGAGUACAGUACUGAUUAUAUAUACUGGGUACCUUGUGGUUCUAUAGAGUACAGUACUGAUUAUAUAUACUGGGUACCUUGUGGUUCUAUAGAGUACAGUACUGAUUAUAUAUACUGGGUACCUUGUGGUUCUAUAGAGUACAGUACUGAUUAUAUAUACUGGGUACCUUGUGGUUCUAUAGAGUACAGUACUGAUUAUAUAUACUGGGUACCUUGUGGUUCUAUAGAGUACAGUACUGAUUAUAUAUAUACUGGGUACCUUGUGGUUCUAUAGAGUACAGUACUGAUUAUAUAUACUGGGUACCUUGUGGUUCUAUAGAGUACAGUACUGAUUAUAUAUAUACUGGGUACCUUGUGGUUCUAUAGAGUACAGUACUGAUUAUAAAUACUGGGUACCUUGUGGUUCUAUAGAGUACAGUACUGAUUAUAUAUACUGUGUACCUUGUGGUUCUAUAGAGUACAGUACUGAUUAUAUAUACUGGGUACCUUGUGGUUCUAUAGAGUACAGUACUAAUUAUAUAUACUGGGUACCUUGUGGUUCUAUAGAGUACAGUACUGAUUAUAUAUAUACAGUGAGGGAAAAAAGUAUUUGAUCCCCUGCUGAUUUUGUACGUUUGCCCACUGACAAAGAAAUGAUCCGUUUAUAAUUUUAAUGGUAGGUUUAUUUGAACAGUGAGAGACAGAAUAACAACCAAAAUAUCCAGAAAAACGCAUGUCAAAAAUGUUAUAAAUUGAUUUGCAUUUUAAUGAGGGAAAUAAGUAUUUGACCCCUCUGCAAAACAUGACUUAGUACAUGGUGGCAAAACCCUUGUUGGCAAUCACAGAAGUCAGACGUUUCUUGUAGUUGGCCACCAGGUUUGCACACAUCUCAGGAGGGAUUUUGUCCCACUCCUCUUUGCAGAUCUUCUCCAAGUCAUUAAGGUUUCGAGGCUGACGUUUGGCAACUCGAACCUUCAGCUCCCUCCACAGAUUUUCUAUGGGAUUAAGGUCUGGAGACUGGCUAGGCCACUCCAGGACCUUAAUGUGCUUCUUCUUGAGCCACUCCUUUGUUGCCUUGGCCGUGUGUUUUGGGUCAUUGUCAUGCUGGAAUACCCAUCAACGACCCAUUUUCAAUGCCCUGGCUGAGGGAAGGAGGUUCUCACCCAUGAUUUGACGGUACAUGGCCCCGUCCAUCGUCCCUUUGAUGCGGUGAAGUUGUCCUGUCCCCUUAGCAGAAAAAUACCCCCAAAGCAUAAUGUUUCCACCUCCAUGUUUGACGGUGGGGAUGGCGUUCUUGGGGUCAUGGGCAGCAUUCCUCCUCCUCCAAACACGGCGAGUUGAGUUGAUACCAAAGAGCUCCAUUUUGGUCUCAUCUGACCACAACACUUUCACCCAGUUCUCCUCUGAAUCAUUCAGAUGUUCAUUGGCAAACUUCAGAUGGGCAUGUAUAUGUGCUUUCUUGAGCAGGGGGACUUUGCGGGCGCUGCAGGAUUUCAGUCCUUCUCGGCGUAGUGUGUUACCAAUUGUUUUCUUGGUGACUAUGGUCCCAGCUGCCUUGAGAUCAUUGACAAGAUCCUCCCGUGUAGUUCUGGGCUGAUUCCUCACCGUUCUCAUGAUCAUUGCAACUCCACAAGGUGAGAUCUUGCAUGGAGCCCUAGGCCGAGGGAGAUUGACAGUUAUUUUGUGUUUCUUCCAUUUGCGAAUAAUCGCACCAACUGUUGUCACCUUCUCACCAAGCUGCUUGGCGAUGGUCUUGUAGCCCAUUCCAGCCUUGUGUAGGUUUACAAUCUUGUCCCUGACAUCCUUGGAGAGCUCUUUGGUCUUGGCCAUGGUGGAGAGUUUGGAAUCUGAUUGAUUGAUUGCUUCUGUGGACAGGUGUCUUUUAUACAGGUAACAAACUGAGAUUAGGAGCACUCCCUUUAAGAGUGUGCUCCUAAUCUCAGCUCGUUACCUGUAUAAAAGACACCUGGGAGCCAGAAAUCUUUCUGAUUGAGAGGGGGUCAAAUACUUAUUUCCCUCAUUAAAAUGCAAAUCAAUUUAUAAAAAUUUUUACAUGCGUUUUUCUGGAUUUUUUUGUUGUUAUUCUGUCACUCACUGUUCAAAUAAACCUACCAUUAAAAUUAUAGACUGAUCAUUUCUUUGUCAGUGGGCAAACGUACAAAAUCAGCAGGGGAUCAAAUACUUUUUUCCCUCACUGUAUAUACUGGGUACCUUGUGGUUCUAUAGAGUACAGUACUGAUUAUAUAUACUGGGCACCUUGUGGUUCUAUAGAGUACAGUACUGAUUAUAUAUACUGGCUACCUUGUGGUUCUAUAGAGUACAGUACUGAUUAUAUAUACUGUGUACCUUGUGGUUCUAUAGAGUACAGUACUGAUUAUAUAUACUGGGUACCUUGUGGUUCUAUAGAGUACAGUACUGAUUAUAUAUACUGGGUACCUUGUGGUUCUAUAGAGUACAGUACUGAUUAUAUAUACUGUACCUUGUGGUUCUAUAGAGUACAUUAAUGAUGAUAUGCUGUGUACCUUGUGGUUCUAUAGAGUACAGUACUGAUGAUAUAUACUGGGUACCUUGUGGUUCUAUAGAAUACAGUACUGAUGAUAUAUACUGUAUACCUUGUGGUUCUCUAGAGUACACUGAUGAGGAGGUCCACAUCCCCAAACACUCAUCAGUGAUCGUCAGACGCACCCCCAUCGGAGGGGUCAAACCCGCGGGCAGAACGUUCAUUGUGUACGUAGCUAUGACUUCAUGACCCUGUAUUAUUAUAUACGUGAUAUGAGUUUGGUGGUAGCCCCGAUCUCCUGUUGACGCCUGUAAACUCCACACAUCAACACACUAGUAUCCAGUCAAAUCAGCUAAAAUAUUUAUAUUUUAAAGUUGUCUACGCCACGUUUAUGGUUGUUAUUGACAUGUUUUUUUUUCCUGUUUGUGUUUGUAGUGACCGUUCUGACAUGGCUGCCGGAUCCUCCAGACCCGUAUGUAACAAGCACUCUUCCAUUUCCUUACUACCUCUGUCCUCUCUCUCUAUAAACUCUGCUCUGAUUGGUUAAACAUACUGUAAAAAAACGCUGUUCUGUUUGGUUAAGAGUUAACCCGGGUCACCAGGAAGUGAAAUCUUUUUAACUCUUUGAGUUGUUACGGUGAUAAUAUUCCAUGUUUUGGUGUUUUUAAACUGCUACUGCUGUUCCCUGUGUGUAUCUCACUGUGUUUUAAUCCAGCAGUGUUUUUAAAUGUGUUCAAUGUGUUGAUGGAUCUGAGCUGUUUGACUGUGUCUAUUUUAUAUCUGACUGUAUUUCAUAUUGAAACCGACGGUUAGUGUGGUGUUGUAGCCUGCGACUGUACAGCCUCCCCUCUCUCUGUGUGUUGGGAAAAUGCUUCAUGGUCCCUACAGGCAUGAUGAUGGGAUUAUUACUGAUUUUAUUGGUUAUUUAUUUCAAAUGAAUGGAAAUUCUGCUUUUUCUUUCACAUGGUGUUAUAGCAAUGAGUUUGUGACGUAUUGACUGUAAGACUCUAAUGCAUUGAUUUUAUGGAUACCUGUGUGUGUGUGUGACUGUGACUGUGUGUGUGUGUGACUGUGUGUGUGUGUGACUGUGUGUGUGUGUGUGUGUGUGGGGGGGGUUAAAUCAGUCAAUAUUUUGGUGCCUGCUCAACAGUGUUCUGAACCGAAGGUUAAUUGCUGAUAUUUCCCUGUCCUAAUGCUGUUCUCCAUUUUAUUCUGACAUUAAUAUGGACUGGACAUAGUUGAUCCUUUGUUCUCUCAACAACGUUUUUUUUACUACAAACUACUUAGAAAUGCAAUGCAUUUUGUCUACUUUGCAAGAAUUUUUUAUUCUUAAUUUUUAACUUAAAGGUAAACUAGGUGUAAUGUAUAUACUAUGAUGACACUAUACUGAAUCCACGACCAUGUUUGGUACAGAGUAAAAAAUAAAUAAAAAUAAAAUACAAACAUUGCAAUGAUGAUAAUAGCAUUACGACAUCAGAGACUAUUACGACAUCAUUGAAAUGAUCUAUUAUGACAUCACAGGGUUCUAACCGGGCUGACUGUAUGGCAUGGUAGGUAACCCGUGGCGACAGGGUUGUGUUUGGUUGCUGCUGUACGCUGCAGAUCUGUCAAUAAAGAGGUCAUGUGUUCUGUUGUGAGCACGUUGCACCACCACACCAGACCCUGUGUCUUCCCUUCACAGUGACCUCUGAGCCUCCCAACCUACCAGCCUCCUGCUACGACGAUGAAGACUUUAUCGCUUACUAAACCAGACCUCUCUGCACUCCCUCUCCCCCCCCCCCCCCCGUUCGUCCCUUGACUAGUGUUUACUACUAUUGUGGAAUGGUUAUUGUAGUGAAAAGUAUUGUUAAAAGAAAUACCUUUUAUUAUACUGUUUUUUGAAGUGUUUUACAUAAUACGCUAGAUAGAUACUCCAAAGCGGACCCCCAGCUCCUCACUCCAUGCACUCCUGUAGAUGAUGAGGACUAGUGAAGGCAACAUGGUGAAACUUCUGCCCAGUGAAGUUAACUGUUACCAUAUGGCUACAUGCAGUGGAUAGGUAGUAGGAGCUUGGGAUAACUGGUGGAAUGUGAGCUAAUCUGUUACCUAGAUCAGCCUAGCUCUGGAUUUAAUCCCGUUAGCCCCGUAGUCUGUUACCUAGACCAGCCUAGCUCUGGAUUUAAUCCUGUUAGCCCCGUAGUCUGUUACCUAGACCAGCCUAGCUCUGGAUUUAAUCCUGUUAGCCCCGUAGUCUGUUACCUAGACCAGCCUAGCUCUGGAUUUAAUCCUGUUAGCCCCUUAGUCUGUUACCUAGACCAGCCUAGCUCUGGAUUUAAUCCUGUUAGCCCCGUAGUCUGUUACCUAGACCAGCCUAGCUUUGGAUUUAAUCCUGUUAGCCCGUAGUAUGUUACCUAGACCAGCCUAGCUCUGGAUUUAAUCCUGUUAGCCCGUAGUCUGUUACCUAGACCAGCCUAGCUCUGGAUUUAAUCCUGUUAGCCCGUAGUCUGUUACCUAGAGCAGCCUAGCUCUGGAUUUAAUCCCGUUAGCCCUUGUAGUCUGUUACCUAGACCAGCCUAGCUCUGGGUUUAAUCCCGUUAGCCCGUAGUCUGUUACCUAGACCAGCCUAGCUCUGGGUUUAAUCCUGUUAGCCCGUAGUCUGUUACCUAGACCAGCCUAGCUCUGGAUUUAAUCCCGUUAGCCCGUAGUCUGUUACCUAGAUCAGCCUAGCUCUGGAUUUAAUCCUGUUAGCCCGUAGUCUGUUACCUAGACCAGCCUAGCUCUGGGUUUAAUCCCGUUAGCCCGUAGUCUGUUACCUAGACCAGCCUAGCUCUGGAUUUAAUCCCGUUAGCCCGUAGUCUGUUACCUAGACCAGCCUAGCUCUGGAUUUAAUCCCGUUAGCCCGUAGUCUGUUACCUAGACCAGCCUAGCUCUGGAUUUAAUCCUGUUAGCCCGUAGUCUGUUACCUAGAGCAGCCUAGCUCUGGAUUUAAUCCCGUUAGCCCUUGUAGUCUGUUACCUAGACCAGCCUAGCUCUGGGUUUAAUCCCGUUAGCCCGUAGUCUGUUACCUAGACCAGCCUAGCUCUGGGUUUAAUCCUGUUAGCCCGUAGUCUGUUACCUAGACCAGCCUAGCUCUGGAUUUAAUCCCGUUAGCCCGUAGUCUGUUACCUAGAUCAGCCUAGCUCUGGAUUUAAUCCUGUUAGCCCGUAGUCUGUUACCUAGACCAGCCUAGCUCUGGUUUUAAUCCUGUUAGCCCGUAGUCUGUUACCUAGACCAGCCUAGCUCUGGAUUUAAUCCCGUUAGCCCGUAGUCUGUUACCUAGACCAGCCUAGCUCUGGAUUUAAUCCCGUUAGCCCGUAGUCUGUUACCUAGACCAGCCUAGCUCUGGAUUUAAUCCCGUUAGCCCGUAGUCUGUUACCUAGACCAGCCUAGCUCUGGAUUUAAUCCCGUUAGCCCGUAGUCUGUUACCUAGACCAGCCUAGCUCUGGAUUUAAUCCCGUUAGCCCGUAGUCUGUUACCUAGACCAGCCUAGCUCUGGAUUUAAUCCCGUUAGCCCGUAGUCUGUUACCUAGACCAGCCUAGCUCUGGAUUUAAUCCCGUUAGCCCGUAGUCUGUUACCUAGACCAGCCUAGCUCUGGAUUUAAUCCCGUUAGCCCGUAGUCUGUUACCUAGACCACCUAGCUCUGGAUUUAAUCCCGUUAGCCCGUAGUCUGUUACCUAGACCAGCCUAGCUCUGGAUUUAAUCCCGUUAGCCCCGUAGUCUGUUACCUAGACCAGCCUAGCUCUGGAUUUAAUCCCGUUAGCCCCGUAGUCUGUUACCUAGACCAGCCUAGCUCUGGAUUUAAUCCCGUUAGCCCCGUAGUCUGUUACCUAGACCAGCCUAGCUCUGGAUUUAAUCCCGUUAGCCCGUAGUCUGUUACCUAGACCAGCCUAGCUCUGGAUUAAUCCCGUAGCCCGUAGUCUGUUACCUAGACCAGCCUAGCUCUGGAUUUAAUCCCGUUAGCCCGUAGUCUGUUACCUAGACCAGCCUAGCUCUGGAUUUAAUCCCGUAGCCCGUAGUCUGUUACCUAGACCAGCCUAGCACUGGAUUUAAUCCCGUUAGCCCGUAGUCUGUUACCUAGAUCAGCCUAGCUCUGGAUUUAAUCCUGUUAGCCCGUAGUCUGUUACCUAGACCAGCCUAGCUCUGGAUUUAAUCCGUUAGCCGUAGUUUGUUACCUAGAUCAGCCUAGCUCUGGAUUUAAUCCCGUUAGCCCAUAGUCUGUUACCUAGGACCAGCCUAGCUCUGGAUUUAAUCCCGUUAGCCCGUAGUCUGUUACCUAGACCAGCCUAGCUCUGGAUUUAAUCCCGUUAGCCCGUAGUCUGUUACCUAGACCAGCCUAGCUCUGGAUUUAAUCCUGUUAGCCCGUAGUCUGUUACCUAGACCAGCCUAGCUCUGGAUUUAAUCAUGUUAGCCCAUAGUCUGUUACCUAGACCAGCCUAGCUCUGGAUUUAAUCCCGUUAGCCCGUAGUCUGUUACCUAGACCAGCCUAGCUCUGGAUUUAAUCCCGUUAGCCCGUAGUCUGUUGCCUAGACCAGCCUAGCUCUGGAUUUAAUCCCGUUAGCCCGUAGUCUGUUACCUAGACCAGCCUAGCUCUGGAUUUAAUCCUGUUAGCUAGCCAGGUGUAGCUAGCCAGGCUGUAAUACCAACUACUACUACAGGUGUAGCUAGCCAGGCUGUAAUACCAACUACUACUACAGGUGUAGCUAGCCAGGCUGUAAAACCAACUACUACUACAGGUGUAGCUAGCCAGGCUGUAAAACCAACUACUACUACAGGUGUAGCUAGCCAGGCUGUAAUACCAACUACUACUACUACAGGUGUAGCUAGCCAGGCUGUAAAACCUACUACUACUACAGGUGUAGCUAGCCAGGCUGUAAAACCAACUACUACUACAGGUGUAGCUAGCCAGGCUGUAAUACCAACUACUACUACUACAGGUGUAGCUAGCCAGGCUGUAAUACCAACUACAACUACUACAGGUGUAGCUAGCCAGGCUGUAAUACCAACUACUACUACAGGUGUAGCUAGCCAGGCUGUAAUACCAACUACUACUGCUGGUGUAGCUAGCCAGGCUGUAAUACCUACUACUACUACUGCUGGUGUAGCUAGCCAGGCUGUAAUACCAACUACAACUACUACAGGUGUAGCUAGCCAGGCUGUAAUACCAACUACUACUGCUGGUGUAGCUAGCCAGGCUGUAAUACCAACUACUACUACAGGUGUAGCUAGCCAGGCUGUAAUACCAACUACUACUAUAGGUGUAGCUAGCCAGGCUGUAGGACCAACUACUACUACAGGUGUAGCUAGCCAGGCUGUAAUACCAACUACUACUACAGGUGUAGCUAGCCAGGCUGUAAUACCAACUACUACUACAGGUGUAGCUAGCCAGGCUGUAAAACCAACUACUACUACAGGUGUAGCUAGCCAGGCUGUAAUACCAACUACUACUACAGGUGUAGCUAGCCAGGCUGUAGGACCAACUACUACUACAGGUGUAGCUAGCCAGUCUGUAAUACCAACUACUACUGUAGGUGUAGCUAGCCAGGCUGUAAUACCAACUACUACUACAGGUGUAGCUAACCAGGCUGUAAUACCAACUACUACUGCUGGUGUAGCUAGCCAGGCUGUAAUACCAACUACGACUACUACAGGUGUAGCUAGCCAGGCUGUAAUACCAACUACGACUACUACAGGUGUAGCCAGCCAGGCUGUAAUACCAACUACUACUACAGGUGUAGCUAGCCAGGCUGUAAUACCAACUACUACUACAGGUGUAGCUAGCCAGGCUGUAAUACCAACUACUACUACAGGUGUAACUAGCCAGGCUGUAAUACCAGCUACUACUACAGGUGUAGCUAGCCAGGCUGUAAUACCAACUACUACUACAGGUGUAGCUAGCCAGGCUGUUGGACCAACUACUACUACAGGUGUAGCUAGCCAGUCUGUAAUACCAACUACUACUGUAGGUGUAGCUAGCCAGGCUGUAAUACCAACUACUACUACAGGUGUAGCUAACCAGGCUGUAAUACCAACUACUACUGCUGGUGUAGCUAGCCAGGCUGUAAUACCAACUAUGACUACUACAGGUGUAGCUAGCCAGGCUGUAAUACCAAGUACGACUACUACAGGUGUAGCCAGCCAGGCUGUAAUACCAACUACUACUACAGGUGUAGCUAGCCAGGCUGUAAUACCAACUACUACUACAGGUGUAGCUAGCCAGGCUGUAAUACCUACUACUACUACUGCUGGUGUAGCUAGCCAAGCUGUAAUACCAACUACGACUACUACAGGUGUAGCCAGCCAGGCUGUAAUACCAACUACUACUACAGGUGUAGCUAGCCAGGCUGUAAUACCAACUACUAUUAUAGGUGUAGCUAGCCAGGCUGUAAUACCAACUACUACUACAGGUGUAGCUAGCCAGGCUGUAAUACCAACUACUACUACAGGUGUAGCUAGCCAGGCUGUAAUACCAACUACUACUACAGGUGUAGCUAGCCAGGCUGUAAAACCAACUACUACUACAGGUGUAGCUAGCCAGGCUGUAAAACCAACUACUACUACAGGUGUAGCUAGCCAGGCUGUAAUACCAACUACUACUACAGGUGUAGCUAGCCAGGCUGUAAUACCAACUACUACUACAGGUGUAGCUAGCCAGGCUGUAAAACCAACUACUACUACAGGUGUAGCUAGCAGGCUGUAAAACCAACUACUACUACAGGUGUAGCUAGCCAGGCUGUAAUACCAACUACUACUACAGGUGUAGCUAGCCAGGCUGUAAUACCAACUACUACUACAGGUGUAGCUAGCCAGGCUGUAAUACCAACUACUACUACAGGUGUAGCUAGCCAGGCUGUAAUACCAACUACUACUACAGGUGUAGCUAGCCAGGCUGUAAUACCAACUACUACUACAGGUGUAGCUAGCCAGGCUGUAAAACCAACUACUACUACAGGUGUAGCUAGCCAGGCUGUAAAACCAACUACUACUACAGGUGUAGCUAGCCAGGCUGUAAUACCAACUACUACUACAGGUGUAGCUAGCCAGGCUGUAAUACCAACUACUACUACAGGUGUAGCUAGCCAGGCUGUAAAACCAACUACUACUACAGGUGUAGCUAGCCAGGCUGUAAAACCAACUACUACUACAGGUGUAGCUAGCCAGGCUGUAAUACCAACUACUACUACAGGUGUAGCUAGCCAGGCUGUAAUACCAACUACUACUACAGGUGUAGCUAGCCAGGCUGUAAUACCAACUACUACUACAGGUGUAGCUAGCCAGGCUGUAAUACCAACUACUACUACUACAGGUGUAGCUAGCCAGGCUGUAAUACCAACUACUACUACAGGUGUAGCUAGCCAGGCUGUAAUACCAACUACUACUACAGGUGUAGCUAGCCAGGCUGUAAAACCAACUACUACUACAGGUGUAGCUAGCCAGGCUGUAAUACCAACUACUACUACAGGUGUAGCUAGCCAGGCUGUAGUACCAACUACUACUACAGGUGUAGCUAGCGAGGCUGUAGUCCCAUCUACUACUGCUGUAGUACUAGUUUAGCUAGUUACCCCGCCCCCGUCCCUAAGCAUCAGUUCCCGUGUGAAUCUCUGUGUUGGUCAUCCUCCUCACAUCGUAUUGGAGGAGAAGGACGGUGAGGAAUUGCUCUGGCUCUGCUGCGUUUGUUACAAGGCGUUCCGGGGGGGUGAGGUUUCCCCUGGGUACAUAUCUAGGAUCAGCUUCCCUGCCACCAAUCCUUACCAUAACCAUUAGAGUGGAAAUGCAGACCUGACCCCCCAGAUCAGCGUCUAGGGGAAACUUCACCCCUACACCAUGGUCUUCCUGCGCCCUGAUGGUCUUCUGGUCAGAACCCAAACACUGGUGUAUCUUGUCCACACUGUAGUGGUUAUAUGAAUUGACUUGGAUGUAUAUGAUCUGCUCCUCUGGCUGUGGAAUGGGUGAUGGAUCAACUGUAUGUCCUUGAUUCCUCACCUCUCUCCUGCCUCCCCAAAAGACAGGUGGAUGGUAUCUUCUGGUCACGAUGUGUCUCUUUAAGGGGAGAGGAAGCGAUGCCAAUAUAUAAUGUAGAUUGAGCCGGUGUCUGCUCCCAGGCAGACGGGUGGUGAUUUCCACCUUGACUGUUCUGUUCUUUAUGUUGCUCUUCUCCUUCAGACCGACUCUUCACCGUCCGUGUCUCUGGCCCAGCUCUCUAAGGUACUCUCUCUCUCUCUAUAUAUAUCUCUCUCUCUCUGUCUCUCUCUCUGUCUCUCUGUCUCUCUCUCUCUCUAUAUCUCUUUCUCUGUCUGUCUUGGGGGGGGGGGGCUUUGGGAAUCACGUUGGGGUGAAUUUCAUUUCAACUCAUUAAUUCGGGGCAUGAAUUAAAAUGUAUGAAUUGAUUAUAUCACCCCUCCUCUCUUCUCCUCCUUCCUCCUCUUCUCCUCCUCCCUCCUCUUCUCUUUCCCCCCUCCUCCUCUUCCCCUCCUCUUCCCCUCCCCACUCCUCUUCUUCUCCUCCUCCUCCCUCCUCCUCCUCCCUCCUCUUCCCCUCCUCCCUCCUCCUCCCCCUUCUUUUCCCCUCCUCCCUCCUCUUCUUCUCCUCCCUCCUCUUCCCCUCCUCCCUCCUCCUCCUCCUUCUCUUCCCCUCCUCCCUCCUCUUCCCCUCCUCCCUCCCCUCCUCCCUCCCUAACUCCACUCCUCCAUCCCUUUCUUCUCUCUCCUCCUCCUCCUCAUCCCCCUCUCCUCUCCCAGACUGCCAACCUAGCGGAGGCCAACGCAUCAGAGGAUGACAAGAUCAGAGCCAUGAUGUCACAGUCCAACAGCGAAUAUGACCCCAUACAGUGAGUUGAACACACACACACACUGGGGGUUGGGCGGUAUCCAGAUGGUCAUACCGUCACACCGUCCUUCUCAUCCCGGGAUUGAUGGUAUUAACAGCACUUCCAGUUGACCGGGGCAGCUCUAGCAGGGCAGAAAUUUGACGAACUGACUUUGUUGGAAAAGGUGGCAUCCUAUGACGGUGCCACGUUGAAAGACACUGAGCUCUUCAGUACGGGCCAUUCUCUACUGUCAAUGUUUUGUCUAUGGAGAUUGCAUGGCUGUGUGCUCGGUUUUAUACACCUGUCAGCAACAGGUGUGGCUGAAACAGCCGAAUCCACUAAUUUGAAGGGGUGUCCACAUACUUUUGUUUAUAUAUAGUGUAGGUAGGAGCUACCGAAUGUCAUUUUUGGUAAGUUUGGACAUUUACAAUCGAAUGUGAACGAGAGGCAUUGUGCAAAUGAACAAAGUUUUGAUGCAUCUCGUCUGAAGGAAGAACAGCACUGGCUCUGGAGCAGCAUGUGGACAAGCUGUGUCUGUUUGGAGUCUGGAGUCGCUACAAUCAACUGCCCGAUUAACUCUACGCGAAGGAGAUGUGUCGCGCUGCAUGGGGAAAAUGGUGGUCACACCAGAUAUGUGAUGUCUUCACUAUUAUUCUACAAUGUAGAAAAUAGUAAAAAUUAAGAAAAACCCUUGAAUGAGUAGGUGUUCUAAAACUUUUGACUGGUAGUGUAUUAGUGAGUCACAUAUGAAGAACCAUCUAAAGACAUUUAUGAGUGAGUCACACAUGAAGAACCAUCUAAAGAUCAUUAUAUGAGUGAGUCACAUGAAGAACCAUCUAAAGACAUUAUGAGUGAGUCACAUGAAGAACCAUCUAAAGACAUUAUGAGUGAGUCACCAUGAAGAACCAUCUAAAGACAUAUUAUAUGAAGAACCAUCAAGACAUAUGAGUGAGUCACAUAAAACAUCUAAGACAUAUGAGUGAGUCACAUGAAGAACCAUCUAAAGACAUAUUAUAUGAGGAACCAUCUAAAGACAUAUUAUAUGAGUGAGUCACAUGAAGAACCAUCUAAAGACAUAUUAUAUGAGUGAGUCACAUGAAGAACCAUCUAAAGACAUAUUAUAUGAAGAACCAUCUAAAGACAUUAAUGAGUGAGUCACAUGAAGAACCAUCUAAAGACUAUUUAUGAUAGUGAGUCACAUGAAGAACCAUCUAAAGACAUAUUUAUGAGAUUAAAGCUAAUAUGAAGAACCAUCUAAAGACAUAUUAUAUGAGUGAAUCACAUAAGAGAGCACAUAAAGACCAUAUUAUAUGAAUAGCAAUGAAGAACCAUCUAAAGACAUUAUGAGUGAGUCACACAUGAAGAACCAUCUAAAGACAUAUUAUAUGAAGAACAUUAAGACAAAUAUGAAACCAUUAAAGACAUUUAUAGAAGAACCAUCUAAAGACAUGAGUGAUCAAAUGAAGACCAUCUAGAGACAUUGAUGUCUAAGAACCAUUAAAGACAUUUAUAUGAAGAAAAAAACAAAGAAUGGUCACUCUGAAGAACCAUUAAACAUUUAUGAGCUGAUAUGAAGAUGGUCCAUCUAAGCAUUAAUGAAGACCUAAAGAAUUAUAGUCGAGUCAAUGAAGAACAUCUGUUAUAUGAUCAUCUGAAGAACCUCUAAGAUAUGGUGAGUUACCAAGCCAUUAAGCACUGAAUGCUAAAACACAAAACAAAAACACAUGCAGAACAUCUUAAAGACUUGUAAUUAUGUUGUCAGUGAUGAACACAAGAAUUUUGAUGAGUACAUAAACCAUUCUAAAGUUAUAUGAUGAGUCCUGAAGAUCCAUAUAUAUGGCUAAAACAUUAUGUGUCAUAUCCAUCUAAAGUCUGUGUAUAAACAUGAAAUCGUCUAACAUUAGACGUUGGCCUUAAGGUUCAAUCUGCAUAAAGAGCUAAAAAAACAGCCAGAUAAAUCUGUCAUCUCCUUAUAUGGGUUAGAAAAAAAAUCACUACAAAACCAUUCUGGUCUAGAUUAAUAGUCACUGUUCGUUGUUCAGUGAUGACAGGAAUCUGUCUGAUCAUAAUACAUUUCCUAAUGUAUUUGAUGAUUUAUGUUCUGAGUCUAUUUUGGUAAAAAUUGUGUUAUUCUAUCAAGUCUUGUUAAACUGAACACGUCAGAUUGACGUUUCAGAGCCAUUAGGUUCCAUCUGCUAAAAACAAAAAAACAACAUGUCUCAUGAUUUUGAUACUUUGUACUUUAGGUGAGGACCUUUUUUUUAAUGGGUUAUGAAAAAAUAAUUCACUACAAAACCAUUCUGAGAUCUGGGAUGUGAAAACUGAUGCUCAAUAAUAUCUCAGAACUAUAUGCUUUGUUCAGCUAGAACCUCGUAGUCCCACGGGUCACUGAACCGUUGUCUAAUUCGUUGAGGCUAACAGGCUAGCCCUUUUCAUUGUUUAGUCUGCAGCGCAUUUUGAUGAUGUCAUAAUUAAUUAAAUUCCUAAAUGCAAGCUUCAUAACUCGAUUUAUCGAUUUCAAGCAUUUGUGACUUCCCAAUAGAGCAGUAUGCUUAUGCUAGUAGUAGUUGUUGUUGCUUGAUGCUCCACUGCCGGUGAGCCUUGCAAAGUACAACGGUUCAUAUUCCUGAUCACCAAACCAAUUUCCCGGAGCUGCGUAUUUAUUUGUCAGUCCUCUCUCCCUAUAAUGGGACGUUUGCGCUGCACCGAUCCCUGUAGCUUUACAGGAAAUCAGCAAUCUGUUCACUAGCUCAGUGGUUCGGAAAUAUUUGGACACGCGACCUCCAUAAAGGAGUGGUUCAAAGCGUGCAACCAAGGACCACCACUAGGCCUAUCUAACUAUCUUUAGACGUAUAGCCAGGACCACCACUAGGCCUAUCUAACUGUCUUUAGACGUAUAGCCAGGACCACCACUAGGCCUAUCUAACUAUCUUUAGACGUAUAGCCAGGACCACCACUAGGCCUAUCUAACUAUCUUUAGACGUAUAGCCAGGACCACCACUAGGCCUAUCUAACUGUCUUUAGACGUAUAGACAGGACCACCACUAGGCCUAUCUAACUGUCUUUAGACGUAUAGCCAGGACCACCACUAGGCCUAUCUAACUAUCUUUAGCCGUAUAGCCAGGACCACCACUAGGCCUAUCUAGCUAUCUUUAGACGUAUAGCCAGGACCACCACUAGGCCUAUCUAACUAUCUUUAGCCGUAUAGCCAGGAUCACCACUGAGGUAGAGAAUUAUAACCCACCCAAAACUAGGCCUAUCUGAAAUAUGAACGUGAUCAAUGAAGUCACCGGGUAGCCUGUUGUUGAGGUGAAGAUGCGUCCGUAGCAGAUUUUGCUAAACUGAAUUUGACGUUGUUAAUAUUAACGUAGGUUAAGCUACUCUGUUUUUUUUGGGCGGGAGAAAAUGUAAAAAAACAAGUGGUUUCUGGUCACUAAUCUGGAUAUGUGCGCCCGCCAUUGCUGAUGACUGACUGGUCAUUGGUCAACAGUCAAGACGUGCAACUUUUUUUGCUUCUGAAGCACAGAGGAGAUGUUUUUUUUUUUUUUAAACAAGAAUUUGGUGCAAUGCCGUAGGCCUAUGUUAGUGACCAGAUCGAAUAUGCAAAGAUUUAAAUAUAAAAUAUGAAUGGUGAGCUGUAGUUAGCCUGUAUAUACACUCACGACCCCAAAACCUUCUCACUGCGGUACUGUAGCUCACCCACCUGUGUUGAUUGACAGUUUGCUGGUCCAAUCAGAGGGCUGAGUGUGCGUUUCACUAGCCAAUCUGUGUGUGCUAUACUGUCUCUGGCUGCGAAAAAGAGUAGCAUAUUUCCCACGGAGACUCCGUGCCACAAAAUGAGUGACAAAACGUUGCAAAAAAAAUAAACCCUGGCCAGAUAAUUUCCAAGUCAUCGAUCUCAGAUCAAAGUAGAGUCCGGGAGUUCUUGAGGCUCCAAGUCGUUUUUAUUUUCUGUCGAGUCUCAAGUCAUCAAAUUUGUGACUCGAGUCAGACUCGAGUCCAAGUCGUGUGACUGGAGUCCGCAUUUAGUAAACUUUAGUAUAAUGUUUAAACUGGGACUCAGCGGCGGCAGGAUUGAGGUCAGAUCUAACAGAUGAGGGUGAUGAAGACGGGUUUGGCUUCAUGCUGUUUCAACGUGGGUCGCUACGGGACCAAAACAAGCCGACGCUUUUAGCCGCACGCGUCAACGCUCUUUAGUUGUUUUUGAAUGGACCCAGUAUUACAGUCUACUGGGUGAUGGUUGACUCUGCCUUCAGUGUGUUUUUGAAUGGACCCAGUAUAACAGUCUACUUGGUGAUGGUUGACUCUGCCUUCAGUGUGUUUUUGAAUGGACCCAGUAUAACAGUCUACUUGGUGAUGGUUGACUCUGCCUUCAGUGUGUUUUUGAAUGGACCCAGUAUAACAGUCCACUGGGUGAUGGUUGACUCUGCCUUCAGUGUGUUUUUGAAUGGACCCAGUAUAACAGUCCACUGGGUGAUGGUUGACUCUGCCUUCAGUGUGUUUUUGAAUGGACCCAGUAUAACAGUCCACUGGGUGAUGGUUGACUCUGCCUUCAGUGUGUUUUUGAAUGGACCCAGUAUAACAGUCCACUGGGUGAUGGUUGACUCUGCCUUCAGUGUGUUUUUGAAUGGACCCAGUAUAACAGUCUACUGGGUGAUGGUUGACUCUGCCUUCAGUGUGUUUUCUGUGUUCCUCCUCAGUUACUCUAAGAAGGCCAUCGGACCCCCUCCUGCACAUUACACCUGCUAUCGCUGUGGCAAGAACGGACACUACAUCAAACACUGCCCCUUGCAGCUGGUACGAAGCUACAUAUACACUACAUAUACACUACAUAUACACUACAUAUACACUACAUAACACUACAUAACACUACAUAUACACUACAUAUACACUACAUAUACACUACAUAUACACUACAUAACACUACAUGCUAUCGCUGUGGCAAGAACGGACACUACAUCAAACACUGCCCCAUGCAGCUGGUACGAAGCUACAUAACACUACAUAUACACUACAUAACACUACACCUGCUAUCGCUGUGGCAAGAACGGACACUACAUCAAACACUGCCCCAUGCAGCUGGUAUGAAGCUACAUAACACUACAUAUACACUACAUAACACUACAUAACACUACAUAUACACUACAUAACACUACAUAUACACUACAUAUACACUACACCUGCUAUCGCUGUGGCAAGAACGGACACUACAUCAAACACUGCCCCAUGCAGCUGGUACGAAGCUACAUAUACACUACAUAACACUACAUAACACUACACCUGCUAUCGCUGUGGCAAAAACGGACACUACAUCAAACACUGCCCCAUGCAGCUGGUACGAAGCUACAUAACACUACAUAUACACUACAUAAACACUCACUAGCCAGUUUAUUAGGUACAACCUUCUAGUACCGGGACGGACCGUCCAUCUGCCUCCAAAACAGCCUGAAUUCUUCGGGGCAUGGAUUCUACAAGUCGGAAACGUUCCACAGGGAUGUCAGUCCGUAGUUGCUGCAGAUUGGAUGGCGGUACACACGGCCACCAGCCUGUACCGUUGACACCAGGCAGGAUGGGUCCAUGGACUCAUGCUGCUUACACCAAAUCCUGACACUGCCAUCAGCAUGACGCAACAGGGACCGGGGGUUAGUCCAACCAGGCGAUGUUUUUUCCUCCGUUCUCGGUAAACCCUGGACGCUAUCGUGCAUAAAAAGCCCAGGAUGGCAGCCGUUUCUGAGAUACCGUCACCUAUGAUCACACCAAAUCAAAUUUUAUUGGCCACAUGCGCCGAAUACAACAGGUGCAGACAUUACAGUCAAAUGGUCCGGGUAGCCAUGAUUGGUUAGAGGGCUAUAAAACGGCAGCCAUCUUCUCCGGCGCCAUUCUUAUCGCCAUUCUUUCCACGCUCAGUCGCUCAGGUCACUCGUUUUGCCCGUUGUAACGUUAGAUCGAAAAGUAACUGGAUGCCUGUCUGCCUGCUUUAUAUAGCGAGCCACAGCCAUGUGACUCACUGUCUAUAGGAGCGAUAAAUAACAUUCUCGAACAGGGUGGUGUACCUAAUAAACUGGCCGGUGAGUGUACACUUCAUAUACACUACACCUGCAAUCGCUGUGGCAAGAACGGACACUACAGCAAACACUGCCCCAUGCAGAUGGUACGAAGCUACAUAACACUACAUAUACGCUACAUAACACUACAUAACACUACAUAUACACUACAUAACACUACACCUGCUAUCGCUGUGGCAAGAACGGACACUACAUCAAACACUGCCCCUUGCAGCUGGUACGAAGCUACAUAUACACUACAUAUACACUACAUAACACUACAUAACACUACAUAUACACUACAUAUACACUACAUAUACACUACAUAACACUACAUGCUAUCGCUGUGGCAAGAACGGACACUACAUCAAACACUGCCCCAUGCAGCUGGUACGAAGCUACAUAACACUACAUAUACACUACAUAACACUACACCUGCUAUCGCUGUGGCAAGAACGGACACUACAUCAAACACUGCCCCAUGCAGCUGGUAUGAAGCUACAUAACACUACAUAUACACUACAUAACACUACAUAACACUACAUAUACACUACAUAACACUACAUAUACACUACAUAUACACUACACCUGCUAUCGCUGUGGCAAGAACGGACACUACAUCAAACACUGCCCCAUGCAGCUGGUACGAAGCUACAUAACACUACAUAUACACUACAUAACACUACAUAACACUACACCUGCUAUCGCUGUGGCAAGAACGGACACUACAUCAAACACUGCCCCAUGCAGCUGGUACGAAGCUACAUAACACUACAUAUACACUACAUAAACACUCACUAGCCAGUUUAUUAGGUACAACCUUCUAGUACCGGGACGGACCGUCCAUCUGCCUCCAAAACAGCCUGAAUUCUUCGGGGCAUGGAUUCUACAAGUCGGAAACGUUCCACAGGGAUGUCAGUCCGUAGUUGCUGCAGAUUGGAUGGCGGUACACACGGCCACCAGCCUGUACCGUUGACACCAGGCAGGAUGGGUCCAUGGACUCAUGCUGCUUACACCAAAUCCUGACACUGCCAUCAGCAUGACGCAACAGGGACCGGGGGUUAGUCCAACCAGGCGAUGUUUUUUCCUCCGUUCUCGGUAAACCCUGGACGCUAUCGUGCAUAAAAAGCCCAGGAUGGCAGCCGUUUCUGAGAGACCGUCACCUAUGAUCACACCAAAUCAAAUGUUAUUGGCCACAUGCGCCGAAUACAACGGGUGCAGACAUUACAGUCAAAUGGUCCGGGUAGCCAUGAUUGGUUAGAGGGCUAUAAAACGGCAGCCAUCUUCUCCGGCGCCAUUCUUUCCACGCUCAGGUCACUCGUUUUGCCCGUUGUAACGUUAGAUCGAAAAGUAACUGGAUGCCUGUCUGCCUGCUUUAUAUAGCGAGCCACGGCCAUGUGACUCACUGUCUAUAGGAGCGAUAAAUUAAAUUCUCGAACAGGGUGGUGUACCUAAUAAACUGGCCGGUGAGUGUACACUUCAUAUACACUACACCUGCUAUCGCUGUGGCAAGAACGGACACUACAGCAAACACUGCCCCAUGCAGAUGGUACGAAGCUACAUAACACUACAUAUACACUACAUAUACACUACAUAUACACUACAUAACACUACAUAUACACUACAUAAUGGAAGUGGAAUUAUGUUUUUUGAAAUUUUAACAAAUUAAUUAAAAAUGUAAAGCUGAAAUGUCUUGACAGUAAGGAUUCAUACUGUGAAGCUACAUAAUUCAAACUAAAAUACUUACCAAUACAUACGUGCAUGGAUUUAACAUUAACAUGCCUAGUGAUUAACACAUACUACUACACCAAACACUACAUAUAUCCCGAGGUCCCUCAUGAACACAUAACACACAAUACCAAGGUUCUAUCCUCGCAAGAAGGCACUUUCGCAAUGGUAACAAUCAAAUAAAAGACUACAUAUCCCUUACAUGGAAGUAUUACCAUGUUCACUUGGAUGGUGUAUCAUACACCAACACUCAAAGAUGUACAAGCGUACUUCAAAUCAGUUGCAAAAAACCGCAUAGGGAAUUCCUGAGCCAAGGGAGUUAAUCUGUUUCAAAUUUGAAAUCUACAUAUACUACAACGAAAUCACUGAAUGAUCGUUAGUCCCGAUUGUGGCAGAAACGGCCCACUCAACCUGCCCAUGGAUGGCAGACCAUACAUAUACACCAACCUACACUACCAUACAUACUAACCAAUCACUGUAAGUGACAUAACCACAUAGUUUUACCUACUUCCGUAAAUGACCUACAUAACAUAAAAACCCAGAUCAACAUACAUAUCUUGAGAUAACCCUACAUGACACUACAACACAUAUAUUGACAUACCCACAAUACCGAUCAACUAACCUCAUAUCACUCAGAAAGCCAUAUGGUAAGGUAUAACUACCAUCUCUACCAUAUACCACUCAGUUAAUCCUUACAUAUGCCAGUUAAUAACUUGAGCAAAGUCUGUACUACUAGCCUCUUAUAUACACCCAUAACAUCAUAGCCCUAAUUACAUUCUCAACAGGUGGAAAACCCUAAAUACCUAAUGACACUAUUAACCUACACAUUAAUCUACCUAAGAUAGACUACAACAACUGCCCUAAUACACUACAUAACAUGACAUAACCUACAUAUACAUACAUAACACUACAUAUACUACAUAUAACACAUAGCCCUACAUAAUACCACUACUAACAUACAUAACCCUACAUAACUACAUAACAUACACAACCCUCAUAUACAUACAUAACCUACAUAUACACUACAUAACCCUACAUAUACACUACAUAACAUGACAUAACCCUACAUAUACACUACAUAUACAUGACAUAACCUACAUAUACACUACAUAACCCUACAUAUACACUACAUAACAUGACAUAACCCUACAUAUACACUACAUAACAUGACAUAACCCUACAUAUACACUACAUAACCCUACAUAUACACUACAUAACAUGACAUAACCCUACAUAUACACUACAAACAUGACAUAACCCUACAUAUACACUACAUAACAGACAUAACCCUACAUAUACACUACAUAACCUGACAUAACACGACAUAACACUGACAAUACCUACAUAUACCUACAUAACAUACAUAACCCUACAUAUACACACAUAAAUACAUAACCCUACAUAUACACUACAUACAUGACAUAACCUACAUAACACAUACACUAACCCUAAUAUACACUACAUAACAUGACAUAACCCUACAUAUACACUACUACCACUUACACUACAAAACAUGCAUACCUUCAUAACUAUACAUGCAAACGUACUAACACACAACCACUACAUAACCCUCAAACAUAUACCUACAUACACUACGUAUAACCUACAUAUACACUACAUAGCCCUACAUAUACACUACAUAACAUGACAUAACCCUACAUAUACACUACGUAACAUUACAUGCUCUGUGUUGUAGGAUAAGAGUGUGGAGGCUCCUAAGCCAGUCAGGACCAGUAAGGGGAUCCCUCAGAGCUUUAUGGUGAAGGCUGAACCAGGAACUAAAGGAGCCAUGUUGACCAGCACUGGAGAAUACGCUAUCCCUGCUAUAGACGCGUAGGUACCACCCAAACACACCAUGUUGACCAGCCCUGGAGAAUACACUAUCCCUGCUAUAGACGAGUAGGUACCACCCAAACACACACCAUGUUGACCAGCCCUGGAGAAUACACUAUCCCUGCUAUAGACGGGUACGUACCACCCACACCAUGUUGACCAGCCCUGGAGAAUACACUAUCCCUGCUAUAGACGGGUACGUACCCACACACACACCAUGUUGACCAGCCCUGGAGAAUACACUAUCCCUGCUAUAGACGGGUACGUACCGCACUUAAUAUAAUGUGUGUAUUCCAGGAGAGUCUAUGUUCUAUGGGGAAGAGGAGGUUAGAAUAAUAUAAUGUGUGUAUUCCAGGGAGGUCUAUGCUCUGGGGGAAGAAGGAGAGUGUAGAUAAUAUAAUGUGUGUAUUCCAGGGAGGUCUAUGUUCUGGGGGAAGAAGGAGAGUGUAGAUAAUAUAAUGUGUGUAUUCCAGGGAGGCCUAUGCUCUGGGGAAGAAGGAGAGUGUAGAUAAUAUAAUGUGUGUAUUCCAGGGAGGUCUAUGUUCCUGGGGAAGAAGGAGGAGUGUAGAUAAUAUAAUGUGUGUAUUCCAGGGAGGUCUAUGCUCUGGGGGAAGAAGGAGAGUGUAGAUAAUAUAAUGUGUGUAUUCCAGGGAGGUCUAUGCUCUGGGGGAAGAAGGAGAGUGUAGAUAAUAUAAUGUGUGUAUUCCAGGGAGGUCUAUGUUCUGGGGGAAGAAGGAGAGUGUAGAUAAUAUAAUGUGUGUAUUCCAGGGAGGUCUAUGCUCCGGGGGAAGAAGGAGAGGUGUAGAUAAUAUAAUGUGUGUAUUCCAGGGAGGUCUAUGUUCUGGGGGAAGAAGGAGAGUGUAGAUAAUAUAAUGUGUGUAUUCUAGGGAGGUCUAUGUUCUGGGGGAAGAAAGAGAGUGUAGAUAAUAUAAUGUGUGUAUUCCAGGGAGGCCUAUGCUCUGGGGGGAAGAAGGAGAGUGUAGAUAAUAUAAUGUGUGUAUUCCAGGGAGGCCUAUGCUCUGGGGGAAGAAGGAGAGUGUAGAUAAUAUAAUGUGUGUAUUCCAGGGAGGCCUAUGCUCCGGGGGAAGAAGGAGAGUGUAGAUAAUAUAAUGUGUGUAUUCCAGGGAGGCCUAUGCUCUGGGGAAGAAAGAGCGCCCCCCCUUUGUUCCACGUGAAGCGUCAUCGUCUGAAGAUGAGGCUGAUCCAAUCCCUGAUGAGCUGCUCUGCCCCAUCUGUAAUUAACUCAUUAUUAUUAUUAUUAUUAUUAUUACAUUUAAUUAUACACUUUGUUUAUUGGUUUGGUUUCAUUUAACUAGGAGAUUUUUUGUUGUUGUCAAAAGACCAGAAAUGACAUCUGAGCAGCGAUUUGUUGUUGAGACGUCUUUUUAAAAACCACUUCCUUGAAUCAUUUGAAUGUUCUGUCUUCUAAAAUGUCUUCCAGGUAAUGACCUGAUGAAUGAUGCUGUGGUCAUACCCUGCUGUGGGAACUCCUACUGCGACGACUGUGAGUUAAUACAGGAGCUUUCUAACUUUUCUUGGCAAACUGGCGACCCAGGGGACCCCGAUCGUAUGUUAGCAUAAAUAUCAUCAGCUGAAAGGUAAAUCAACAUUUUUGAAAUGAAUAGAUUCAUUAUUUUUGACCUUCCCACAGUUCAUUGGAAGAUUUUUUUAAAUUUUAGUCAUUUAGCAGACGCUCUUAACCCUAAUUGCUCCUGUAAAUCGCUCUGGAUUAAGUGCCUUGCUUAAGGGCACAUCGACAGAUUUUUCACCUAGUCGGCUCGGGGAUUAGAACCAGCGACCUUUUCGGUUACUGGCACAACGCUCUUACCCACUAAGCUACCUGCCGUUAGUGUAAACUCUAACUUAGGGUUCUAUUCAGUCCCUAGCGCUGAAGAUCCGCUUCAUAGCGCGAUUGACAAUCAAAGGCAACGUUCCCACGGUCGCGGAGACUGCGUUCACGGUAAACGCUGCAUUUGUCGUCACAAUCAGAAAUGACCUUAACGUUUUUCUGCGGAGACGUAUUGAAUCCGGCCCGUAGGUAUCUUGGCGUCAAAAGAUUCUGCAAUUCAAAAUGGAAAAAAAUGCAUUGAAAUUAGGGCUGUCAAAUGAUUAAAAUUUUUAAUCAAAUUAAUCAGAAUUUUCAGUGGAUUAAUCAUGAUUAAUCACUAUUUGCAAUUACACCUGAAUCCUAACCAUUUUUUUUCUGAAAUGCAUACCAAAAGAUAAAUAACAGGACACAGAUACAUAAUUUUCAUAUUAUGUCUGUUUAUUAACACAGCCAAAUAAUGGUGUUUUAAAUCAAGCUGAAACAUACUACACACCAUAAUAUUUGUCUUUGUAAUGUUCCAUCACUUCCUCUUUGGCAUUCCUCUUAACCAGGAUGUACAAUUUACAGUAUUCAAUUGAACAGAAAGCAAUAAAUGUAGUCAAAUCAUAACAGUGACCUACCACAUUUUUGCACAAUUUGAGUCAUCUGUGGAAAAAAACAUUUUCAAUAAAACUUUUAAAUCAAACCAAAGAACAAUCUUUUACCUUUUCCUCCAUUCUUUAAUCCAGUUGCUCAAAAAUCCAGUUGCUAACUACUAUAACAUGUUGCACUGAAACUGGUCUUUUUGUUUGAACAUCACCUUUCAAAUCUACUGAGCUUCAUCAUCUUUCAGCCAGUUGCUGAGGCAAACUAACUUGUUCACAUUUUCUGAAAGUAAAGCUGACCUUUUCUUGUUCACAAUGUGACCUGCAACUGAGAAAAGUCGUUCACAGGGAACAGUGGUUGCAGGAGUGGCUAGAUAUCAAAUUAUCUGAGGUUGAUUUUGUUAAUUGCCUGCAAACAUUCAGCGUGGUCUGGCGCAAACCACUUGCUGAAUCUGACGGCCCAGCAAACGCAUGUUUGGCGUUGACAUGGUACUUCAAGCUUGAACAGCUCCGGUGAAAUUGAAACUCCUUCUUACAAAUCUUGCAAAUAACCUUGUACUUGUUAACUGUCCAAUCAUCAUUCUUUUUAUAUUUGAAUCCGUCAAUAGGCCCACUUUGCUCACCUUGCUCCAUCUCGCCUCUAGCUCCCAACCACUUUCCUGACCUGAAUAAUUUGUCACACUGCGCAUGCGUGAAAUGCGUUAAAAAAAUUGACGUAAUUAACAGCAAACAACUAAUUAACGUCGUUAACGCGCUAUUUUUGACAGCCCUAAUUGAAAUACAACAUUUUUGCAGUUUUGAAGCUAAUUUCCUGCAAUUCUACACAGUUUGGCAUGGACCUGAGAGAUCAUUUUGCGGUUUUAAAGCUAAUUCCCUGUAAUUCUUUGCAUUUUCCAAUGGCUAAUGCUGUGUUCCUCUGCUCAAACAUUGGAACAAAAUCAAUGGGCAUGUGCUCUGAACACCCAGGUUUUCGAAGGUUCUGUUUUCCCUGACUGUCUAACUUUUAUUGGAUUGUUAGUUCUCAAAGAUGGUUUUAUAAACAAUGUAUAUAGAUCAAUAUAUUUUCUGCAAAUGUAAUUUAAUUUGUCACAUGCUUCGUAGAUAACAGGUGUAGACUAACAGUGAAAUGCUUCCUGAUGGGUCCUUUUCCAACAACGCAGAGUAAAAAUAACAUGGCUAUAUACAGGAAGUACCAGUACUGAGUCAAUGUGUAGGGGUACCAGGUAAUAACAUGGCUAUAUACAGGAAGUACCAGUACUGAGUCAAUGUGUAGGGGUACCAGGUAAUAACAUGGCUAUAUACAGGAAGUACCAGUACUGAGUCAAUGUGUAGGGGUACCAGGUAAUAACAUGGCUAUAUACAGGAAGUACCAGUACUGAGUCAAUGUGUAGGGGUACCAGGUAAUAACAUGGCUAUAUACAGGAAGUACCAGUACUGAGUCAAUGUGUAGGGGUACCAGGUAAUAACAUGGCUAUAUACAGGAAGUACCAGUACUGAGUCAAUGUGUAGGGGUACCAGGUAAUAACAUGGCUAUAUACAGGAAGUACCAGUACUGAGUCAAUGUGUAUGGGUACCAGGUAAUAACAUGGCUAUAUACAGGAAGUACCAGUACUGAGUCAAUGUGUAGGGGUACCAGGUAAUAACAUGGCUAUAUACAGGAAGUACCAGUACUGAGUCGAUGUGCAGGGGUACCAGGUAAUAACAUGGCUAUAUACAGGAAGUACCAGUACUGAGUCAAUGUGUAGGGGUACCAGGUAAUAACAUGGCUAUAUACAGGAAGAAAAACACCUGUUUCACCUGACCUUUAACCUCUGACCUCUGUGUCGAUUACCUUUAACCUCUAGGUAUCAGGACCAAUCUGCUGGACUCAGAGGAACACACCUGUUUCACGUGCAAACAGUCUGACGUCUCACCUGACGCUCUCAUCGCUAACAAGUUCCUACGACAGGUACACACUUACAGAGACAAACCACACACACACACACACAAUCGCACACAGUCAGUCAGUCACUAAAUAAUACACACUAUUGCUUUAUUUAUUCAUUCAAAAUGUCUCCCUCUCUCUCCCCUCUCUCUCUCUCUCUCUCUCUCUCUCUCUCUCUCUCUCUCCCUCUCCCUCUCCCCUCCCUCUCCCCCUCUCCUCUCUCUCUGCCGCUCCUCCCUCCUCUCCCUCUCUCUCUCUCUCUCUCUCCUCUCUCUCUCUCUCUCUCCUCUCCCCUCCCUCUCUCUGCCGCUCUCUCUCUCUCUCUCAGGCAGUGAAUAACUUUAAGAAUGAGUCUGGUUACACCAAACAGCCACGAAACAAAACCCUGCACCAGUCUGCCCCACCCCCAGCACGGCCUCAGCCAUUCAGAACCCUCGGCUCGAGACAGCAGGACCCGCUAUUGGCCAACGCUCGCCAGCAGGACCCGCUAUUGGCCAACGCUCGCCAGCAGGACCCGCUUAUGGCCAACGCUCGCCAGCAGGACCCGCUAUUGGCCAACGCUCGCCAGCAGGACCCGCUGUUGGCCAACGCUCGCCAGCAGGACCCGCUGUUGGCCAACGCUCGCCAGCAAGACCCGCUAUUGGCCAACGCUCGCCAGCAGGACCCGCUAUUGGUUAACACCUCUCGACCCCCAGUCUCCCUCACCCCUCCUUCUGUCACCCUGACACAAGCCCCGCCCAUUCAGACCCCACCGAUUGGACCACCUGAGGUGUCAAUCACUCCUGACCCCGCCCCUGAACCACACCGGGCGGAGCCACAGCACUUGGCCAAACAGAACGAGCCACCGCCGCCGGGGUGAGUUGCCGUGACUACGGACGCCACACAGACACACAUCUCAACUGUUGGUGACUGAUUGAUUAACUGACUGAUUCAUUGGUGUUUUUUUUUUUGUAGUGAGAUGGAAGCGGGGCCUUACAUGAUGUCCGAGCCACCAAUCAGAUCAGCCGACAGCGGACCUCAGGUAAGACACCCUGCUACUAAACUCAGCAAAAAAAGAAACGUCCCUUUUUUCAGGACCCUGUCUUUCAAAGAUAAUUAAUCCAAAUAACUUCACAGAUCUUCAUUGUAAAGGGUUUAAACACUGUUUCCCAUGCUUGUUCAAUGAACCAUAAACAAUUAAUGAACAUGCACCUGUGGAACGGUCGUUAAGACACUAACAGCUUACAGACGGUAGGCAAUUAAGGUCACAGUUAUGAAAACUUAGGACACCAAAGAGGCCUUUCUACUGACUCUGCAAAACACCAAGAGAAAGAUGCCCAGGGUCCCUGCUCAUCUGCGUGAACGUGCCUUAGGCAUGCUGCAAGGAGGCAUGAGGACUGCAGAUGUGGCCAGGGCAAUAAAUUGCAAUGUCCGUACUGUGAGACGCCUAAGACCGCGCUACAGGGAGACAGGACGGACAGCUGAUCGUCCUCACAGUGGCAGACCACGUGUAACAACACCUGCACAGGAUCGGUACAUCCGAACAUCACACCUGCGGGACUGGUACAGGAUGGCAACAACAACUGCCCGAGUUACACCAGGAACGCACAAUCCCUCCAUCAGUGCUCAGUGGUGUGUCACAGCAUCAUCGGACUGAGCUUGCUGUCAUUGCAGGCGAUCUCAACGCUGUGCGUUACAGGGAAGACAUCCUCCUCCCUCAUGUGGUACCCUUCCUGCAGGCUCAUCCUGACAUGACCCUCCAGCGUGACAAUGCCACCAGCCAUACUGCUCGUUCUGUGCGUGAUUUCCUGCAAGACAGGAAUGUCAGUGUUCUGCCAUGGCCAGCGAAGAGCCUUGCAGGUGCCUUGGUGGAAGAGUGGGGUAACAUCUCACAGCAAGAACUGGCCAAUCUGGUGCAGUCCAUGAGGAGGAGAUGCACUGCAGUACUUAAUGCAGCUGGUGGCCACACCAGAUACUGACUGUAACCCCCUUUGUUCAGGGACACAUUAUUCAAUUUCUGUUAGUCACAUGUCUGUGGAACUUGUUCAGUUUAUGUCUCAGUUGUUGAAUCUUGUUAUGUUCAUACAAAAUAUUUACACGUUAAAGUUUGCUGAAAAUAAAUGCAGUUGACAGUGAGAGGACGUUUCUUUUUUUUUUGCUGAGUUUAGUUGUCUUAGAGGCUACAUAAGGCUCUUAUGACCUGUCAUCACCUGUCAUAGCCUCUGUAGAUUCUAAGACGCACUAUAAUAUGUUUUGUUCCCAUUUUUUAAAACCUGUAUCUCAUUUGCAUUUCCUAAAAUGUCCCUGUAUAUUUUCCUGAGCCCUCUCUCUGAUUUGGUUCCUCAGGGCUACCACAUGCCUCUGAUUGGUCACCCUCCGCCCCUAAGGCCCUCCCACCCAUCAGGUCCACCUCCGCAGCCCUCCCAUUCCCACAGAGGAGGACCCAGACCACCCUGGGACAGGUAGCACACUGAUCAAUACAGGACUACUGUAGAAUACAGGACUAUAACAUGUAGUGGUCAACUGAUCAAAACAGGACUACUGUAGAAUACAGGACUAUAACAUGUAGUGGUCAACUGAUCAAAACAGGACUACUGUAGAAUACAGGACUAUAACAUAUAGUGGUCAACUGAUCAAAACAGGACUACUGUAGAAUACAGGACUAUAACAUGUAGUGGUCAACUGAUCAAAACAGGACUACUGUAGAAUACAGGACUAUAACAUGUAGUGGUCAACUGAUCAAAACAGGACUACUGUAGAAUACAGGACUAUAACAUAUAGUGGUCAACUGAUCAAAACAGGACUACUGUAGAAUACUGGACUAUAACAUGUAGUGGUCAACUGAUCAAAACAGGACUACUGUAGAAUACAGGACUAUAACAUAUAGUGGUCAACUGAUCAAAACAGGACUACUGUAGAAUACAGGACUAUAACAUGUAGUGGUCAACUGAUCAAAACAGGACUACUGUAGAAUACAGGACUAUAACAUAUAGUGGUCAACUGAUCAAUACAGGACUACUGUAGAAUACAGGACUAUAACAUGUAGUGGUCACACUGAUCAAAACAGGACUACUGUAGAAUACAGGACUAUAACAUGUAGUGGUCAACUGAUCAAAACAGGACUACUGUAGAAUACAGGACUAUAACAUGUAGUGGUCAACUGAUCAAAACAGGACUACUGUAGAAUACAGGACUAUAACAUGUAGUGGUCAACUGAUCAAAACAGGACUACUGUAGAAUACAGGACUAUAACAUGUAGUGGUCAACUGAUCAAAACAGGACUACUGUAGAAUACAGGACUAUAACAUGUAGUGGUCAACUGAUCAAAACAGGACUACUGUAGAAUACAGGACUAUAACAUAUAGUGGUCACACUGAUCAAAACAGGACUACUGUAGAAUACAGGACUAUAACAUGUAGUGGUCAACUGAUCAAAACAGGACUACUGUAGAAUACAGGACUAUAACAUGUAGUGGUCAACUGAUCAAAACAGGACUACUGUAGAAUACAGGACUAUAACAUGUAGUGGUCAACUGAUCAAAACAGGACUACUGUAGAAUACAGGACUAUAACAUAUAGUGGUCAACUGAUCAAAACAGGACUACUGUAGAAUACAGGACUAUAACAUGUAGUGGUCAACUGAUCAAAACAGGACUACUGUAGAAUACAGGACUAUAACAUGUAGUGGUCAACUGAUCAAAACAGGACUACUGUAGAAUACAGGACUAUAACAUAUAGUGGUCAACUGAUCAAAACAGGACUACUGUAGAAUACAGGACUAUAACAUAUAGUGGUCAACUGAUCAAAACAGGACUACUGUAGAAUACAGGACUAUAACAUGUAGUGGUCAACUGAUCAAAACAGGACUACUGUAGAAUACAGGACUAUAACAUAUACAGUGGGGGAAAAAAGUAUUUAGUCAGCCACCAAUUGUGCAAGUUCUCCCACUUAAAAAGAUGAGGGGCCUGUAAUUUUCAUCAUAGGUACACGUCAACUAUGACAGACAAAUUGAGAUUUUUUUUCUCCAGAAAAUCACAUUGUAGGAUUUUUACUGAAUUUAUUUGCAAAUUAUGGUGGAAAAUAAGUAUUUGGUCACCUACAAACAAGCAGGAUUUCUGGCUCUCACAGACCUGUAACUUCUUCUUUAAGAGGCUCCUCUGUCCUCCACUCGUUACCUGUAUUAAUGGCACCUGUUUGAACUUGUUAUCAGUAUAAAAGACACCUGUCCACAACCUCAAACAGUCACACUCCAAACUCCACUAUGGCCAAGACCAAAGAGCUGUCAAAGGACACCAGAAACAAAAUUGUAGACCUGCACCAGGCUGGGAAGACUGAAUCUGCAAUAGGUAAGCAGCUUGGUUUGAAGAAAUCAACUGUGGGAGCAAUUAUUAGGAAAUGGAAAACAUACAAGACCACUGAUAAUCUCCCUCGAUCUGGGGUUCCACGCAAGAUCUCACCCCGCAGAACCACACGGGGGGACCUAGUGAAUGACCUGCAGAGAGCUGGGACCAAAGUAACAAAGCCUACCAUCAGUAACACACUACGCCACCAGGGACUCAAAUCCUGCAGUGCCAGACGUGUCCUCCUGCUUAAGCCAGUACAUGUCCAGGCCCGUCUGAAGUUUGCUAGAGUGCAUUUGGAUGAUCCAGAAGAGGAUUGGGAGAAUGUCAUAUGGUCAGAUGAAACCAAAAUAGAACUUUUUGGUAAAAACUCAACUCGUCGUGUUUGGAGGACAAAGAAUGCUGAGUUGCAUCCAAAGAACACCAUACCUACUGUGAAGCAUGGGGGUGGAAACAUCAUGCUUUGGGGCUGUUUUUCUGCAAAGGGACCAGGACGACUGAUCCGUGUAAAGGAAAGAAUGAAUGGGGCCAUGUAUCGUGAGAUUUUGAGUGAAAACCUCCUUCCAUCAGCAAGGGCAUUGAAGAUGAAAUGUGGCUGGGUCUUUCAGCAUGACAAUGAUCCCAAACACACCGCCCGGGCAACGAAGGAGUGGCUUCGUAAGAAGCAUUUCAAGGUCCUGGAGUGGCCUAGCCAGUCUCCAGAUCUCAACCCCAUAGAAAAUCUUUGGAGGGAGUUGAAAGUCUGUGUUGCCCAGCGACAGCCCCAAAACAUCACUGCUGUAGAGGAGAUCUGCAUGGAGGAAUGGGCCAAAAUACCAGCAACAGUGUGUGAAAACCUUGUGAAGACUUACAGAAAACGUUUGACCUGUGUCAUUGCCAACAAAGGGUAUAUAACAAAGUAUUGAGAAACUUUUGUUAUUGACCAAAUAUUUAUUUUCCACCAUAAUUUGCAAAUAAAUUCAUAAAAAAUCCUACAAUGUGAUUUUCUGGAUUUUUUUCCCUCAUUUUGUCUGUCAUAGUUGACGUGUACCUAUGAUGAAAAUUACAGGCCUCUCUCAUCUUUUUAAGUGGGAGAACUUGCACAAUUGGUGGCUGACUAAAUACUUUUUUCCCCCACUGUAGUGGUCAACUGAUCAAAACAGGACUAUGCUGUUGUUUUAUAUCACUUUGCAUAAAGAGCUACUAAAUGACUCAAGUCUAAAUUGUUAACCCCUCCUCUCUGUCUCUCACUCUGCCCAGACCCUACAGACCUCUUUCUGACCACGUUCCCCCCCCUCGCCACCCCCCUCCUUCCGCCCCGGGCCCAGCCCCUCCCCUCUACCCCGGCCCUAACCUCUACCACCCACCGCCCCAGUCCUACCCCCCUCCCUACUCCACCGGCCCCCCUCCCCCUGUUAACUACCCCCCCUCCCAGCCCCUCUACCCACCCGGCCAGAUGCCUCCGGGGGUUAAUGCCCCCUGGGUGCCCCCCCCCAACACCCAGCCUCACUCGCUGGGCCCCCCGCCCCUCCUACCCCCCGGACCACCCCUCUCCAAGGAGGACUUCUACAGACAGAGGAGACUCAGACAGGACCAGUGAGUUACACCUGAUUCAUUCAUUGACAUGCUGCUAACCUGAUUCAUUCAUUGACAUGCUGCUAACUUGAUUCAUUCAUUGACAUGGUGCUAACUUGAUUCAUUCAUAGACAUGCUGCUAGCCUGCUAGCUUGAUUCAUUUAUUGACAUGCUGCUAGCCUGCUAGCCUGAUUCAUUAAUUGACAUGCUGCUAGCCUGAUUCAUUCAUUGAUAUGCUGCUAGCCUGAUUCAUUCAUUAACAUGCUGCUAGCCUGAUAGCCUGAUUCAUUCAUUGACAUGCUGCUAGCCUGAUUCAUUCAUAGACACGCUGCUAGCCUGCUAGCCUGAUUCAUUCAUUGACGUGCUGCUAGCCUGAUUCAUUCAUUGACAUGCUGCUAACUUGAUUCAUUCAUAGACAUGCUGCUAGCCUGCUAGCCUGAUUCAUUAAUUGACAUGCUGCUAGCCUGAUUCAUUCAUUGACAUGCUGCUAACUUGAUUCAUUCAUAGACAUGCUGCUAGCCUGCUAGCCUGAUUCAUUUAUUGACAUGCUGCUAGCCUGAUUCAUUCAUUGACAUGCUGCUAGCCUGAUUCAUUCAUUGACAUGCUGCUAGCCUGAUUCAUUCAUUGACAUGCUGCUAGCCUGAUUCAUUCAUUGACAUGCUGCUAACUUGAUUCAUUCAUAGACAUGCUGCUAGCCUGCUAGCCUGAUUCAUUUAUUGACAUGCUGCUAGCUUGAUUCAUUCAUAGACAUGCCGCUAGCCUGAUUCAUUCAUUGACAUGCUGCUAGCCUGAUUCAUUCAUUGACAUGCUGCUAGCCUGCUAGCCUGAUUUCAUUUAUUGACAUGCUGCUAGCUUGAUUCAUUCAUAGACAUGCUGCUAGCCUGCUAGCCUGAUUCAUUCAUUGACAUGCUGCUAGCCUGCUAGCCUGAUUCAUUCAUUGACAUGCUGCUAGCCUGAUUCAUUCAUUGACAUGCUGCUAGCCUGCUAGCCUGAUUCAUUCAUUGACAUGCUGCUAGCCUGCUAGCCUGAGGCUGGUGCUUUCAGACGGGGAUAGUAAACAAUGGCUGCGUUUACACAGACCGCCCAAAUCUGAUAUUUUUCAGAUCCCUACAUCUGAAUUGCUGCCUGUGGAAAAAACGCAGACAAUGUGCCAAACUAGCCCGCCGUCGCAAUGGCACAGAAUGUUACGCAGGCUAGUAGCCCGACCUGGCCAGACCUUCUUAUUAUUAUGGCAUGUGACCAGUCCUGUCUCUCUGUGUGUUACCAGGGUAACGUCCAAGCUGGAUGAGUUCACUAAAGACUUUGCCAAAGAGCUGAUGGAAUACAGACCUGCCCCCAAGAGACUGAGACGAUCCUACUCCAGGUAACACUGAUAGAAUGACAUCUGACGAGACACAGCAGGUUAAACCACUUCAACUUAUUUAUACAGAUAUAUUCUCUGAUAUCUAGGACAGGUUUUAGAAUGAUAUAAAUUGCGUAGGAAUGGCAAUCAGACAUAUCAACUGUUCCUCCCCCCCCCACCCCCCACCCUCCUCCUCCCCAGGUCUCGUUCCUACAGUCGUUCUCCGUUCAGUCGUUCCCCCUACUCCCGAUCCCGUUCUCCCCGCUCUCGCUCCAGGUCUUACUCCUACACCCCCAGCCGCUCCCGUUCUCGCUCCAGGUCUUACGGACGCUCCCCCUUCUCCAGACGCAACGGAGGCCGGGGAGGACGCAGCCGCUCCUACGGCCGCUCGCCGCGCUCCCGCUCACGCUCCCGUUCCUACGGCUACCGCCGCUCCGGCUCUCCACGCUCCCCUCCGCCUUACCGAGGUGGUGGUGGUGGUGGUGGGGGCUGGGAGGGAGGAGACGGAGCUGAAGGAGGAGGGGGGUAUCGGCCCCGGUCUCGCUCCCCGGGGGGCUACAGGAGGAGCAGGAGUCCAGGAGGGGUCAGAGGUCACCAUAAGCCCCCCCCUCGGGAGCCCCCCCCCUACGACCCUAAAGGGGAUCCUGACCUGUCUCCUGGGGGCAGGGAGCGCUGGGAGAGAGAUAGCUACAGACAGUGGGAGAGGGAGUACAGAGACUGGUACAACAAGUACUACAAAGACUACAGUACCCAGCAUGCCUCAGUGCACCACCGUGGUGGCCGGGGCAGCAGAGAGAGGGACCGCCUCACCCCUCCACCCAGAGACUACUCCCCCCAGGGGCGGGUGAGGAGGGGUGAGAGAGGGGGACCUCCAGGACCCCACAGGACUCACUACGCCCCCCCCUCUCUACCCUCCGCCUCCGUCAGGGGGGAUGGAAAUAAGGAGCGCACAAAGGGAGGCGCUAGUAAAGAGCGCACGCUGGGGGGGGGAACCAAAACGUCAGAGGGCGGAAAUAAAACUCUGAAAGCGAAGAAACUGAAGAAGAAGAAGAACGGGGAGGAGCUGGAUUCAGCCAACCAAUCACUGGACAGGGGCGAUGCUACACCCGUCAGGGACGAGCCAAUGGAUGACCUCCACACCCUGACUCCUAGCAAAGCCCCACCCACCUCCACUAAGGUCUCGACCAACAAGGCAGCGCUGCUGUCUGGUAAAACCCCUCCCACCUCGUCCAGCAAGGGCCAACCAGAGAAGAGCAGGAAGGAGAAGGGGGGGAAGGGGAAAGUGAAGACGGAGGGGAAGGUUAAGAGAAAGACAGGAGGAGAGGCGACGAUCACAGCCUCUAAGAACAAAGAGUCUUCAGCCACUAAACCAACCAAAGCAUCUAAGGUCAAACCAGACGAGCCAAUCAAGAGAGAGAAGGGGCGGAGCACCACUACUGUUAGAGGAGGUGUGGCUAAACUCCCCACGCCCCGCACCCUCCCCCCUCACCCCCACGACCUCCCUAAACACCUGGGCGACGCCCGAGGGGGGAGGAGAGAUCCCAUUCAGAGUGUCGGGGUACGACCCCCUGGUCGCCCCCUCCAGCCUGCACCCCCCUCCCCAGCAGAGAAGAGGAGGAGAGUGGAGGAGAGGGAGAGGGAGAGGGAGAGGGGGAUGGACAGGGGGAUGGGGGGCCCCCCAGCUAAGCUCCGCCGUGCCGAGGGUCUGUACCCCCAGAGAGGACUUCCAGCCAAGCCUCCCCUCCUCCUGAACCUGGCAUGCAGAGAGACGGGUAGAGGAGAGGGCCUGCUCCCCAUCCCUGGUACCUCACAGACAGGGAGGCUGGACCGUUUCCAUCCUAUCUCCAUCUCCAUCCCCGGGCCUGGCUCCUCCAUGGACCCAGGGAGAGAGGGGAGAGGCGACGGGCUGCUGCCCACCCCGGGGAGCUCUGAGGCAGGCAGAAGAGAGAGCGACAGGGGGUCUAUCUGGCCUCUCAUGGGUCUGCAGGUGAAACCCUUCCCCCAGAGGAGAAUCAAACUGAACAGAGACCUGGGGAGGAGCAGUAGUACGGUCCGCACGGAGGAGAGACCUGCUACUAAUCUCACCACUACUACCACUGGUACUACUGGAGAGAGACCUGCUAGUCCUGAGAGAGGAGGAGGAGGAGGAGAGAGGGAUGGAGGGACGGAGAGAGUGGAGCGGAGGUCGUCUGGCGAGAGGUCAGAGGUCAGGUCUGUUAGGUCAGAGAGGCCGUCGUCAGGGGAACGUUUGCCGGAGAGGUCGGAGAGAGGAGGAGGAGGAGGAGGAAGGUCAGUCUCUCUGGACCGCAUGACCAUCGCGGAGCGCUCGGCCAUCGCUAAGAAACCUGACGUCGCCAGGGAGAGGACACCGCCCACCGAGAGAGAGAGACCGGCUGAGAGCUCCAAGGAGAGAGAGAGACCAGCAUCAGCCAAGACAGAGAAGUCCUCAUCAUCCAGGGAACAGAAAGGAGAGAAGACCACGUCCUCGUCCUCCGUAGACAGACCUGCCUCUACAGGAGAGAGAGCGCCAGGGACCCAGAGAGAGACCGGAGCUGAAGACAGGGCAGCAGCAGCGGCGGUGGUGAAGGAGGGUUCUGGUUCUGGGAAGAUCAGAAAGAUCAGUAGAAAGAUACUGGCUGACGCUGGUUCUGAGCCCACGGUCCACCACUCAUCAGACCACUCUAUCACUUCAACUGGGUGAGUUACCCUUUCAACCUCUGACCUUCAACACUUCUUUAUUAACCAGUGUUACUACUGAUCAAUCAUCAUUGUGGUUUCAGACCAGACUGUUAGUCGUGAAAUGACUGACCUUAUUCCUUAUAUAGUGCCCUGGUCUAAACUAGUACCCUAUAUAGUGCCCUGGUCUAAACUAGUACCCUAUAUAGUGCCCUGGUCAAAACUAGUACCGUAUAUAGUGCCCUGGUCAAAACUAGUACCCUAUAUAGUGCCCUGGUCAAAACUAGUACCCUAUAUAGUGCCCUGGUCAAAACUAGUACCCUAUAUAGUGCCCUGGUCAAAACUAGUACCCUAUAUAGUGCCCUGGUCUAAACUAGUACCCUAUAUAGUGCCCUGGUCUAAACUAGUACCCUAUAUAGUGCCCUGGUCUAAACUAGUACCCUAUAUAGUGCCCUGGUCUAAACUAGUACCCUAUAUAGUGCCCUGGUCUAAACUAGUACCCUAUAUAGUGCCCUGGUCUAAACUAGUACCCUAUAUAGUGCCCUGGUCUAAACUAGUACCCUAUAUAGUGCCCUGGUCUAAACUAGUACCCUAUAAAGUGCCCUGGUCUAAACGAGUACCCUAUAUAGUGCCCUGGUCAAAACUAGUACCCUAUAUAGUGCCCUGGUCAAAACUAGUACCCUAUAUAGUGCCCUGGUCUAAACUAGUACCCUAUAUAGUGCCCUGGUCUAAACUAGUACCCUAUAUAGUGCCCUGGUCAAAACUAGUACCCUAUAUAGUGCCCUGGUCAAAACUAGUACCCUAUAUAGUGCCCUGGUCUAAACUAGUACCCUAUAUAGUGCCCUGGUCUAAACUAGUACCCUAUAUAGUGCCCUGGUCUAAACUAGUACUCUAUAUAGUGCCCUGGUCAAAACUAGUACCCUAUAUAGUGCCCUGGUCUAAACUAGUACCCUAUAUAGUGCCCUGGUCUAAACUAGUACCCUAUAUAGUGCCCUGGUCUAAACUAGUACCCUAUAUAGUGCCCUGGUCUAAACUAGUACCCUAUAUAGUGCCCUGGUCUAAACUAGUAACCUAUAUAGUGCCCUGGUCUAAACUAGUACCCUAUAUAGUGAAUAGGGUGCCAUUAGGGACGUAGCCCCGUCUCUGUAAAUAUGCCUAGUUGACUCUCUCUCUCCACUCCCUGAUCCUAGAUCUGUGUAUAUAACAUGGUUAUAAUGGUUUCCCAGUUGAUGUCGCUAACCCCUGAUCCUAGAUCUGUGUAUAUAACAUGGUUAUAAUGGUUUCCCAGUUGAUGUCGCUAACCCCUGAUCCUAGAUCUGUGUAUAUAACAUGGUUAUAAUGGUUUCCCAGUUGAUGUCGCUAACACCUGAUCCUGGAUCUGUUAAACAUGGUUAUACUGGUUCUUAGUGGGGUACGAGCGUUGUGCCAGUAACCGAAAGGUCGCUGGUUCUAAUCCCCGAGCCAACUAGGUGAAAAGUCUGUCGAUGUGCCCUUGAGCAAGGCACUUAACCCUAAUGCUCCUGUAGUCGUCUGGAUAAGAGCGUCUGCUAAAUGACAAAAAAAAAAGAAAAAAAAAAAAAAGAAAUGUUCUCUCUAACCCCUGAUCCUGGAUCUGUGUGUUCCAUUAGCAGCAGGGCUGUGGAGGAGAGGUCUGAGCCGGGCCAGAGCCAAGGGUUGCUGUGUCUGUACCCCGGGACCUCCAGACCCAGAGGAGACCCAGUCCCGUCCAGUUCCCCAGCCCAGGCAGGGAGAGGGAGCGUGGGACCGGAGGCGUCCUCAUCCAGCCUCCACCCCGGUCCAAGUGGGAGAGAGAGGAGGAGGAGGAGGAAGAGGAGCAGCAGCGCUCUGGGUCCAGGGAGAACGGGGCGUUGGCGGUUUCCUCCUCCGGGCCCAGAGACGCUCUGAGGGAAGCCUCACCAGUGCCACCUAGAGGCCAAGGCAGGGAGGUGCAGGGUAGUAGCACGAAAACAGCCAAUUCAGAGGGGAAGAGAGGGAAGGAGGAGGGGAAGAGAGGGAAGGAGGAGGGGAAGAGAGGGAAGGAGGAGGGGAAGAGAGGGAAGGAGGAGGGGAAGAGAGGGAAGGAGGAGGGGAAGAGAAGGAGGGAGGAAGCCAGAGGGCUCAAAGAGGGGCAGGUGAACUUUAGUAAACCAGCUAAGACUGACUCCAGAGGGGUGAAGGAGGAGGGAAGAGGAAGGGGAGGGAGGGACGAGAGUCGAGGGGCGGGGCCAGAGCCAAGGCGCCAGCGCCUGUGUUCUGACCUCGGCAGGGAGACGGAUGAGGCGGCCUUCGUCCCCGACUACAGCGAAGGGGAGGGGUCAGACGGAGAGAGGGGCAGUGGCCUGAGCCGUAGCCCCUCCCACAACACGCAGAGCCCCGCCUCCCAGAGCCCCGGCGGCUCCCCUAGCAACCACAGCGGCUCCACGGCAACGGAGAAGAAGAAGAAGAAACACAAGAAACACAAAAAACACAAGAAGCACAAGAAGCAUUCUGCCGACGCUGAGCCUCCCGCCGCAGGAAGGAAGGAGCACAAACACAAGAACAAGAAGAAGAAACACAGGAAGAAUAAAGAGAAGGAGGAAGGAGAAGGGGGGGGAGGGGGGGGAGGAGGGGGAGAGGCAGGGGAGAAGACUGAGCAGGAGUCUGCCACCAUCUGA